Physeter macrocephalus (sperm whale) is the source of this 1290-nucleotide messenger RNA. RefSeq names its product prostaglandin reductase-3-like. NCBI's taxonomy places the organism in Eukaryota, Metazoa, Chordata, Mammalia, Artiodactyla, Physeteridae. The record is from RefSeq and is a predicted model, not a curated record. Gene Ontology annotation, cellular component: mitochondrion.
CCCGCCCGCUCCGCCCGCUGCGCGGAGCCGAGCCGAGCGGCCGGGGCUGGGCGCGACCCCGGCCAGCGGCGGCGCAGAAAGCAGGCGGAGGCGCGGGCCAUGCUGCGGCUAGCGCUCGCCGGGGCCCGAGCCAUCGUGGACAUGUCGUACUCCCGCCACUUCCUGGACUUCCAGGGCUCGGCCAUCCCCCGCGCCAUGCAGAAGCUGGUGGUGACCCGGCUGAGCCCCAACUUCCGCGAGGCCGUCACCCUGCGCCGGGACUGCCCGGUGCCACUCCCCGGGGACGGAGACCUCCUCGUCCGGAACCGAUUUGUUGGUGUUAAUGCAUCUGACAUAAACUAUUCAGCCGGCCGCUAUGACCCUUCCGUCAAGACCCCCUUUGACGCAAGUUUCGAAGGUGUAGGCGAGGUGGUGGCCUUGGGCCUCUCCCCCAGUGCCACAUUCACAGUUGGCCAGGCUGUGGCUUACAUGGCACCUGGCUCUUUUGCCGAGUACACAGUGGUGCCUGCCAGCAUGGCCAUUCCCGUGCCGGCCAUGCAACCCGAGUGCCUCACCCUCCUGGUGAGUGGUACCACGGCCUACAUGAGCCUGAAAGAGCUUGGAGAACUAUGAGAAGGGAGGAAAGUUCUGGUGACCGAGGCAGCUGGGGGGACCGGCCGGUUUGCCGUCCAGCUUGCAGAGAAGGCCAAGUGCCAUGUAACUGGAACUUGCUCUUCUGAUGAAAAGUCUGCCUUUCUGAAAUCUCUUGGCUGUGAUCGUCCCAUCACCUAUAACGGCGAGCACGUGGGUGCUGUCCUGAGGCAGGAGUACCCCCAAGGUGUGGACGUGGUGUAUGAAUCCGUCGGGGGAGCCAUGUUUGACUCGGCUGUGGACGCCUUGCCUACCAAAGGGCUCUUGAUAGUAAUUGGGUUUGUCUCUGGCUACCAGACUCCUACAGGCCUGUCCCCCCCGCCAGGGCACGCCCGUUCCGAGGGGGGGCGACCCGAGGGGCCAGCUCCCACCGGGGCGUCCCUCCGAGUCCCAGGCAGGGGCUCCCCGCAAGGGAAGGGCCUCUGCGGUUGGGAAGGCAGAAACGCCAGCCGGAUGGGGGCGGGGAGGGGGCUGAGACGGGAGGAGCGAGGGCCACGGGACGAAGAGAAGGGAGCUGGCGAUCCGCCCUGGCCCCCAGCCUCUAGGGCACAGCCCGCCACUCCCAGCCCCGCGGACGCCCCCCUCGAGUUGGCUUUUGCGGCCUCCAGCAGGGCACCAAGAGGUGCUCCAGCUGGGCUCUGCCCUGGCAGCCCUCCGUGA